Messenger RNA from Fusarium vanettenii 77-13-4, 1227 nucleotides. RefSeq lists its product as uncharacterized. Lineage: Eukaryota; Fungi; Ascomycota; Sordariomycetes; Hypocreales; Nectriaceae. Gene Ontology annotation, molecular function: succinate-semialdehyde dehydrogenase (NAD+) activity. Bases 1 to 1227 code for a protein of 408 amino acids. The record is from RefSeq and is a predicted model, not a curated record. The transcript is spliced from 5 exons.
AUGUCUAACCCAAACGUGCCUCUGAUCAUCGACAACCAAAACCUGCUAACCCAGGUCACCUUUGACGUUGUCAACCCUACCAAUGGCGAGAUUCAGCACAGGUCCAGCACGUCAGGCAUCAACCUGAUCAAGGACGUCGGGGGCAAGAUUUCGAGCAUUUCCGGCUCCAUCCCUACGCUGCUUGGCGAAGAAGACCAUGGCCUCAUUUACAAGGAGCCUUUUGGAGCGAUCCUAGCUAUAGCGCCGUGGAAUGGACCCUAUAUUCUGGGCGUACGUAAUGUGGUACUUCCGCUCGGGGCUGGAAACACGGUCAUCCUCAAAGGCUCCGAAAUGGCCCCGCGAAGCUUUUGGGCUGUCGGAGACGUAUUCCGCCAAGCCGGGCUCCCAGCAGGCUGCCUGAACGUGCUCUAUCACCGCCCUCAAGAUGCAGCCCAGGUGACGGCGGCUUUGAUAGCCCAUCCAGCCGUCCAAAAGAUCGGCUUCACCGGCAGCACGCCGGUGGGCAAGAUCGUGGCCUCAAUGGCAGGGCAGCAUGCGAAACCCAUCAUUCUGGAGCUCGGUGGCAAGUCGAGCUGUAUCGUCCUUGACGACGCAGAUGUUGAGAAGGCUGCCAUGGGCUGUGCAUUGGGGUCCUUCAUGAAUGCCGGCCAAGUCUGCAUGUCCACUGAACGGAUCAUCGUACAAAAGUCCAUUGUCGAGAAGUUCCGCACUGCUUUCAAAUCAGCAGUCGAGUCGACAUACGGCGCAUCUCAACCGGCACCUGUACUGAUUAAUCAGCGAGCAGUGCUGAAGGCAAACAAGCUAGUUCGAGAUGCCGUCCAAAAGGGUGCCCAGAUCAGUAUGGGUAACCUAGAGGAAGAAGUUGUCAAUACAUCCAUGAGACCGAUUGUAAUGGAAGGCAUUACCAGGGAGAUGGAUAUCUACAAAACUGAAUCCUUUGGGCCAACCGUCUCACUCUUUGUGGUUGACAAUGACGAAGAAGCUGUGGCCCUGGCUAACGAUACGGAACAUGGACUGACAGCUGCUGUAUUCUCGGGAAAUGUAGGCAGAGCUUUAAAGCUGGCUCAGGACAUUGAAUCUGGCGCCGUCCACAUCAACUGCAUGACAAUCCACGACGAGGCUUCCCUGCCCCAUGGCGGAGUUAAGGAGAGCGGCUUCGGCAGGUUUGGAGGUGCUGGUGGCUUCGACGAAUGGCUGAAGCUGAAAUCAGUUACUUGGAGAGUUUAG